AUAGAUUAUCAAUUUAUUAUCAUUUGCAUUUUUAAUAUAUACUAUAAUACAAAAAUUCAUACAGCAUGUACUUGUACUUUUUAGGUUAUAUUGAAACAUUUGCUGUUACAUUAUUGUAUGUGCUCUGGAACUGUUCAGUUAUUUCGAGACACUUCUGUCAGAGGACGAGGAAUGUCGGCAAUACUUUCGACAAUUUCGCAGCUUGUGCACGAUCCUUAUUUUAGUGCCGAUGGAGGGUAUUAUCGGCGACAGUGCCAAAAGUAUACAAAGUAUUGUCGACCGCGACACGAACGUUGCGCGGAAGUACGGAUACGCGGGAGGUCUUCGAUGGAAUGCGAUCAGUGCCGCGGAGAUAUUCGAGCCUGUGCUCGCUUACUGGGAAAAGCGCGUGGACACCGACAAGAGCAUGCUCGAGCAUUUGCUUAACACUGGCGUCUUGCUGGAACUAAUGAAUUUGUUCGUACACAUGAACAGAGAUGAAUUUUACUCCACGCACGUGUCGGUCAAGUGCAAGUCGUGCCUGGGCAAACUCUGUACAGUUAAGAGGGACUGUACAACGCCGCGCCGUAGUGAUGAAAUGCAGAUUCGUCAGUCUAGUAUGUAAGUUUCCCGUUAAAACUCUGCCGGCGAAAGCGUGCGCUGUUACUAGGAAAAUUAUGAAGCGGAAUGUCGAGUGGGUCAUUUGUGAAAUGAAGGAAUCCGAAUUUGCAUCUCUCGACUCGACGGAGUCGAACCGAGCCCUACAGAUUC
This is a messenger RNA of Vollenhovia emeryi, 750 nucleotides long. RefSeq lists its product as uncharacterized. The record is from RefSeq and is a predicted model, not a curated record. Lineage: Eukaryota; Metazoa; Arthropoda; Insecta; Hymenoptera; Formicidae. The coding region runs from base 230 to 604 and encodes 124 amino acids. The transcript has 2 exons.